This is a messenger RNA of Suricata suricatta (meerkat), 2276 nucleotides long. It is a transcript of the gene MUL1, whose product is annotated as mitochondrial E3 ubiquitin protein ligase 1. Gene Ontology annotation, biological process: protein ubiquitination; organelle organization. Gene Ontology annotation, molecular function: ubiquitin-protein transferase activity. The record is from RefSeq and is a predicted model, not a curated record. Lineage: Eukaryota; Metazoa; Chordata; Mammalia; Carnivora; Herpestidae. Gene Ontology annotation, cellular component: mitochondrion. The transcript is spliced from 4 exons. Bases 77 to 1135 code for a protein of 352 amino acids.
GCGCGGUCCCGGGUGGAGGGCGGCGGAGCUCGGGGGGCGCGCGGCCUGACCUCGGCGUCGCCGCCGCCGCGCGGCCAUGGAGAGCGGAGGGCGGCCUUCGCUGGGCCAGGUCAUCCUCCUGGGCACCAGCUCUGUCGUCACCGCCAUCCUGUACUCCGUGUACCGGCAGAAGGCCCAGGUCGCCCAAGAGCUCAAGGGAGCGAAAAGAAUCCACCUAGGGGAAGACUUGAAGAGCAUUCUCUCAGAAGCUCCGGGAAAAUGUGUGCCUUAUGCUGUCAUCGAAGGAGCUGUCCGAUCCGUUAAAGAGACGCUUAACAGCCAGUUCGUGGAGAACUGCAAGGGGGUGAUCCAGCGGCUGACCCUGCAGGAGCACAAGAUGGUGUGGAAUCGAACGACCCACCUGUGGAAUGACUGUUCCAAGAUCAUCCACCAGAGGACCAACACAGUGCCCUUUGACCUGGUGCCCCACGAGGACAGUGUGGCUGUGGCCGUGCGCGUGCUGAAGCCCCUGGACGCCCAGGACCUGGGCCUGGAGACCGUGUACAAGAAGUUCCACCCCUCCGUCCAGUCCUUCACUGAUGUCAUCGGCCACUACAUCAGUGGCGAGCGGCCCAAGGGCAUCCAGGAGACGGAGGAGAUGCUGAAGGUCGGGGCCACGCUCACAGGGGUCGGCGAGCUGGUCCUGGACAGCAGCUCCGUCCGCCUGCAGCCGCCCAAGCAGGGCAUGCAGUACUAUCUGAGCAGCCAGGACUUCGACAGCCUGCUGCAGAGGCAGGAGUCCAGCGUCCGGCUCUGGAAGGUGCUGACGCUGGUCUUCGGCUUCGCCACGUGUGCGGCCCUCUUCUUCCUGCUCCGGAAGCACUACCUGCAGCGGCAGGAGCGGCUGCGCCUCAGGCAGAUGGAGAAGGAGUUCCAGGAGCACGAGGCGCAGCUGCUGAGCCGCGCCAAGCCCGAGGACAGGGAGGGGCUGAAGAACGCCUGCGUCGUGUGUCUGAGCAGCUUCAAGUCCUGCGUCUUCCUGGAGUGCGGCCACGUCUGCUCCUGCACUGAGUGCUACCGCGCCCUGCCGGAGCCCAAGCGGUGCCCCAUCUGCAGACAGGAGAUCGCCCGGGUGAUUCCCUUGUUCUACAGCUAACAGCCCCACGCCCCACAGGUGGACGCGGGGACCCCCCUCCCCGCCCCCUCCUCACGCAUCUUUGUCUGAGGCCUUUAGGAGAGUGUGCUGGGGGCAGCUGUCAUCCCAGGCGCCCCUGAGGGAGGGCGCUGGGGGGCCCCUCCGGGUCUCACAGCUUCUGCACUGGGGUGCUGCCCCCCCCCCCCGGGGGGGCCCUUCCAGCAGGCCUGGGAGUCCCAGCCCCGCCCUGGCUGGGUGUGGUGACUGACAGGCCUCAUCGCUCCAGGGCCCGAGCCAGUGAGCUCCAGCUCUUCUGUUCCGGUGUCUUCUGGUCCUUUCCUGGGAACUGCUGGUUCCCAUGGACUUGAGCCUUGAGUGACUCAGCCAGCAGGGAGGUGAAAGUUGGGCUCUGGGUGUGGUGUGUGUCUGGAGGAGCUGCCUCUGAAGAGACUCCCAGGAGAAAGAGCCAGACUGCGCGUGUCACUCGUGUCCCUCUCCCUCACCGGCUGACCUCUUAAAUGUGUGCACAUGUGGCUCAGGUCAGAAGAGACUGAAGUCUGGCGUUUGCCUUCUACCUGAAAGAUGCGGACUGGUCGGCAAGCCGAAGAGCGGUCACGUGAAGGGACAGUUGGGCUGUUCUGCGGUCCCCAGCGGUGAAGACGGCAGCUUGGCCGCGGCCCUUCUGGUGACCUGUAGGGAGGGCCAUUGGAGCCCACCUCCGGCCCUGAUGGGGACUUCCCGGGGCCAGCGGGUGCCGAGGGCUGGCUCCGGCUCUCCCUGCCUGAGCUCAGCUGGAAAGGAAGUAAAGAGGCCGCUGCCGCCAUGCCCGGGCCUCCUGGCCGUCUCCAAGCAGCCAGGACAAGCAGUCAGCCAGCGCCCUGAGCACAGAGCCUUUUCGGGGCCCCGCCCCCUCCCAUGGGGAAGUUCACGUCCUGUGGGUGUAAGCACAUCACCCCUUCCGGGAUUGCUGUUCACCCCCCACCUGCCAGACCACCUCCUCCGGGCAGUCACAGUUGGGUAUUGCUUUUCCUCCCUUCCCAGGCUUUGAAUAUUCAUCCCCAUCCUCCUCUGUGGGGGGGCGGCGGGGGUGCUCUCAGGGGGCUGACUCAGUUCUACAGAGUGUCCAGUGUGGACAGCACAAAUUAAACACGUUACGGCCAAG